AUGGCCAUCUACGCCAUCAACCGGAAAUUUCACUUCAGGACUCCACGCCCGACACCACAUUUCAUGGAAUUUGUUUGUGUGAGUCCCAAUUGCGGUUGGCGCGUCUAUGCUUCCCUCAUGGACGGAACGGGCAACUUCCAGAUCAAGAAGGCGCAACUGAAGCACACCUGUCCAAUUGAUGACCGUCGGCAAUUCCACAAACAAGCGACAACUCAAGUAAUUGGGGAAUUGAUCCAGGCGAGGUUCGUAGCAGGACAAAAGGGACCCGGACCUAUUGAGAUCCAAAGAAUCAUGCUCCAAGAGUUCCAGGUAAACAUCUUGUACUGGAAGGCAUGGCGAUGCCGAGAAGUUGCUGUUGAGAAGGCUUUCGGAUCCAUUUCCGGAAGUUAUUCUUUACUUCCAUCGUAUCUGGAGAACCUGCAAACAUCCAACCCGGGAACUGUUUGCAAAACAGAGUUCCAGAUGGAUAAAAAUGGGGCGAGGAGGUUCAAGUACAUGUUUAUCUCGUAUGCGGCUACCAUUUCUGGGUUGGCUUAUUUAAGGCCUGUCAUUCUGAUUGAUGGCACUCAUCUCGUCGGGCGUUAUGGUGGAUGUCUGAUUUGUGCUUCUGAGCAAGACGGGAACUUCCAGAUUUACCCCAUUGCUUAUGCCGUCGUCGACAGCGAGAAUGAUGCGUCGUACGAAUGGUUUUUCAGAUGUCUGCAGACGAUCAUACGGGAUGGUCAUGGCGUGAUGUUCAUCUCCGACAGACACUCAUCCAUCUACUCAGGACUGAAAAAGGUGUAUCCGUCAGCUGCACACGGUGCUUGUUUAGUGCAUCUGACGAGGAACGUGACAAAUAGGUUCAAAGAGAGCCGACUCCCUUCGCUCAUGGUGCGUGCAGCGAAGGCUUAUACCGUGUAUGAAUUCAACCAACUUUUUGCCGAGCUGAGAAGCGUAAGCCCAAGCUGUGCUGACUACUUGACCGAUUUGGGUUUACCUCACUGGACCAGAGCAUACAGUGUCGGAGAACGCUACAACAUCAUGAAAACCGAUGUAGCUGAGUCGCUUAACAAAGUGCUGAAGGAAUGUAGGGAGUUCCCCUUGAUCUCUAUGCUUGAAGCUAUACGUAUGAGUCUGAUGGGAUGGUUUGUACGGAGGAGAGCUGCUUACGCUUCAGAGAUACAUCAACUGACGCCUAAGGUGGUUAUGGUCAAUCAGGAUGAGUUCGAGGUUUACGAUCGAAAUGGUGGGAGGUUUGAAGUGAAUUUGUGCACGUGCAGAGAAUUCCAAAUGCUCCUCAUACCGUGUUGCCACGCAUUGGCUGCUACCUCGUUAUGCAAAAUAAGUAACGACAACCUUGUGGGCGAAGUGUACAGCACCGGCUUUGUGAGGUCGCUCUAUGAGGGAGUUUUCCACCCAGUUCCAACACCGGUGAGUAAUGGUGAUGGGGAACUGCUUCUGCCCAUAAUGCGCCGUCCACCUGGAAGGCCGAAGAAAACCAGAAUCCCAUCCCGUGGAGAAUUCAAGAUGAGACGUUCGAAGAAGGCGGUGAGACUUUGCACAAGGUGCCUUGGUCGUGGUCACAACAAAGCGUCCUGCAAACUUCCAGUCAGGGAAAAGUGA
Messenger RNA from Eutrema salsugineum, 1605 nucleotides. RefSeq lists its product as uncharacterized. The transcript is spliced from 4 exons. Gene Ontology annotation, molecular function: zinc ion binding. The record is from RefSeq and is a predicted model, not a curated record. Bases 1 to 1605 code for a protein of 534 amino acids. NCBI's taxonomy places the organism in Eukaryota, Viridiplantae, Streptophyta, Magnoliopsida, Brassicales, Brassicaceae.